Messenger RNA from Raphanus sativus (radish), 492 nucleotides. RefSeq lists its product as uncharacterized. Gene Ontology annotation, molecular function: zinc ion binding. Bases 1 to 492 code for a protein of 163 amino acids. NCBI's taxonomy places the organism in Eukaryota, Viridiplantae, Streptophyta, Magnoliopsida, Brassicales, Brassicaceae. The record is from RefSeq and is a predicted model, not a curated record. The transcript is spliced from 2 exons.
AUGAGCUCCUCCAGUUCCUCCAAUCGUCAAUCAAACUCACAAAGAACAGUUGGGAUCCCAACCCGUUGCUGGUGUGGAGCAAAUCUGACCACCUACGGAGCCCAGACAAAAGAGAACAAAUUCCGUAGGUUUUACCGUUGCGUUGUCGCUCUACAGCGUAAAAACGAACAACACUUGUUCAAAUGGAUCGACGAAGCUAUCAUAGACGAGAUAGACAAGGUUGACGGCAAAUGUACCAGACUUUAUGCAGAUCUCGAAGAUGUCAAGCGUUCAAUAGACAAGCGUCUCGAUCUACAGGACAGAUACAUUCAAGACCUCACUGCCACUCUCAGCGACUUCCGGACUUCAUCAGGAGUAAAUCCAAACAACGACAUGAUGGAAGCCUCUGACGAACUCCGCCCUACAAAUACUCAAUCAGCUCUGCUCAACAUUGCUGGUGCUGCAAUCGCUUUACUAACCAUGACAUGGGUCUACUCCAAACUCAGUAACUAG